AUGAGAGACAACGACAUACCAUUUCCAUUUAACAGUUGAAUGUUACAGCGUCUGACGGUCAAAUCGAAUAGUGUCUUCCUUGCAAUCAGUUUAGUUUACGAUUCAAACCUUUCUGUCAAUAUGAGUGAAAAUCCGGCUAAAAGAGUUAAAUUGGAGCACAAAUUCGGCGAAGUUAAACAAGAAAUUCGUGUGGACGAGGCCGAUUACGUGGUUUGCAAUCCUGGUGAACUGAUUGGAUCGUACAGAAUCGAUAAAAAAGUGGGUGAAGGAUCAUUUGGUCGAGUAUUGCUGGCAACCGAAACGACAUCUGGGAAAUGUGCAGCUCUAAAGCUAAUUAAAAAUGACGAGGCCAAGAGCAAAGUUGCAAUGACAGAAAUCGAUGCACUAGCAUUCAUUUCACGCAUGGAUCCGCAGAAUAAAAGUUUGUGCAUAAAAAUGUUGGAAAAUUUUAUCAGCGACUCAUAUGUAUGUAUCGUGUUCCCAGUGUUGGGCCAGAGCAUUUUCGAUUUUAUCCGUGCAAAUAAUUUUGAGUCCUUCCCGAUUGAUCAAACAUGUCACAUAGCCCAUCAAUUGUGCAAGGCUGUGGAUUUUCUUCAUCGUCAUGGAAUGACUCACACGGAUCUCAAGCCAGAAAAUAUUUUAUUUGUCAACUCCGACUACACCACCGUUUACGAUUCAGAAAAAAACUGCAGUGUUAGGAGACUUAACUGCACCGACAUCCGUUUAAUUGACUUUGGUCUCCUCACACGAGACAAAGGCCCACACAGCACAAUCGUAUCAACAAGAUAUUAUCGAGCUCCCGAAGUUAUACUUGAGCUAGGAUGGAGCCAUCCAUGUGAUGUUUGGUCGAUUGGAUGCAUUAUGGUCGAGAUUUACUUCGGACACGUAUUGUUUGACACUGAAUAUGAUCGGGAGCAUUUGGCCAUCAUGGAAAAGACUCUCGGUUCGAUUCCAUUGUCGAUGAUAAAUGCGACAAAAACAAAUCAUUUUAAAAACGGAUUAUUGGACUGGAUCUGGAAUGGCUGGGAAGGAAUGGAAGAACAAAUUGCAAUUUUUUUCAAACCUCUAGAAGGGUACAUGCUUAGUGACUCCGACGAGGACGUAAGCCUAUUUGAACUGAUUGAGAAAAUGUUGGCAUACGAGCCAACCAAACGAAUUUCUGUAAGUGACGCCCUGGAGCAUCCAUUUUUCAAUACGCUACAAAGUUAAUUUGAAUUUGUUAGAAGCCGAGUGAAUUUGUUGUAAAUAAUUGUUGUUCUGUUGAAAAUAGAAAAUAAAAAUCCAU
Molecule: messenger RNA, 1285 nt
Organism: Bradysia coprophila
Lineage: Eukaryota; Metazoa; Arthropoda; Insecta; Diptera; Sciaridae
Product: serine/threonine-protein kinase Doa pseudogene
Source: RefSeq, a predicted model, not a curated record